AUGAGCUUGACGAGAUCGACACAGUCCAGCUUGUGCAGCUCGGUCGACGUGAAAAUGAGGUCGAACUUGACAUCUCCAGUCGACCGUUUGAUCAGCUCCGACCCGGACGAAAAUGCAACCACGUCGCACCCCAGACGGCCCAGGUUUUUCUCGAUCGAGUACCGGUGGAUGGGAAUCGGCUCGCACAGCAGCACGUCGAAGUUGAUCAUCAUGUUCUGGAUAGCGUCGGCUGUUUCGUUGGUGGCCGACGAUGUGCGUGCCAUGCGUUUGGACGAGCGCUUCUUGCGCAGCCGUGUCUGUCCCACCCGGUCCUCGUUAUCUGAGGACGACGGCGAGAAGUCGCUCAUAGUUCUGGAGAACGACUUGGACAGCAGCCGCAAAGCAGGCGAUCCGGCUUCUGUGCUGUACCCUUUCUUGUGCAACGGCCGUGCAACCGGCGAAAGGUGA
Ogataea philodendri is the source of this 447-nucleotide messenger RNA. RefSeq lists its product as uncharacterized. The record is from RefSeq and is a predicted model, not a curated record. Bases 1 to 447 code for a protein of 148 amino acids. NCBI's taxonomy places the organism in Eukaryota, Fungi, Ascomycota, Pichiomycetes, Pichiales, Pichiaceae. The transcript has a single exon.